AUGAUGAAGUUGCAGUUGUGUGUGCUUUUAGCAAUAUUAAUGGUCAGAGGACGAGAAAUAGACUACAUAAAGCCUCCUCAGUCAGAAGUUACUAAGUUAAUCGAAGUAUCAUUCACCUGUAUUACAGAAACUAAUGUUGACGCUGAUACCAUUCAGAAGUUAUUAACAUGGAACGUAAAGAAUACAGAGCAAAUUACAAAAUAUCUGUUCUGCUUUAUGCAAAAGGCAAAAUACGCGGACUACGACGGCCAUUUUAUCAUAAAAAACAUCAUGCCAAUUGUCGGCCAGCAUAAAAAGAAAGACGAGUUCCAGAGAGUUCUAGAGGAAUGUAACAAACUCGCUGGAAAGGACAGAUAUGAUACAGUAUAUAAAAUCUCUGAGUGUACACAUGACAAGACGCCUGUAUUGUUUACUAUGUAA
Messenger RNA from Pieris macdunnoughi, 420 nucleotides. Lineage: Eukaryota; Metazoa; Arthropoda; Insecta; Lepidoptera; Pieridae. The record is from the annotation of a GenBank genome assembly.